This is a messenger RNA of Oreochromis niloticus (Nile tilapia), 575 nucleotides long. Its product is annotated as putative glycine-rich cell wall structural protein 1. Lineage: Eukaryota; Metazoa; Chordata; Actinopteri; Cichliformes; Cichlidae. The coding region runs from base 97 to 369 and encodes 90 amino acids. The transcript is spliced from 3 exons. The record is from RefSeq and is a predicted model, not a curated record.
CGGCGCUCGUACCCCAUCGCCUGAGGGGACGAGCGCACCCUCGUGUAUAAGACAGACGCUUCAGCAUCCACAGACACACUCCGGGCAGCAGCAGUCAUGGCAGACGGGAUUGCGCGUGCUGUGGGACAGCAAGCCGGUAAGGUGGUGGAGGGUGGAGUGAAGAAGGCCAUGAAUGCAUACGCGCAGAAGGGGCAGAAGGGUGGCCAGGAGGGUGAGAAGAAGAAGGAAGGAGGAGGAGGAGGAGGAGGCCUAAAUAUCGACGACGUGCUGUCAUUCGACGGUGGAAACAAAAACGAGGGUCAGGGAGGAGGAGGAGGUGGAGGAGGUGGAGGAGGUCUGGGGAACGUCGUUGGCGGGUUGUUUAAAUAGAAAACCUCCUUCAGCCUCAUCAAACCUCCACCUGCAGCCUCCUGAGAUGACUGCAUCAUAUCAUGUUUGCUGUGUUUUAUCUUCUUUCACUUCAUGUUCAGCAGAAAAUUCAAAUUCUUCCGUCUGAUUGUUUUAUGAUUAUUAUCAUUAUAUUGUUUGUCCUGCUUUAAUAAACAGGGUCAAUUAAAAGAGCUUUGUCACCAGUG